CAUCGAGACAUUAAUUCCACACACGACUUCCGGAUUCAUCAUGAAAUUCGUAUUGGUCUGCUUCCUCGCUGUGCUCGCGGUGGCCGCGGCGCGCCCACAGAUCAGUUUGGACGGCAUCAGCGCUGGGUCCGGCACCAAGGCAGGACAGCCGGAUACCGGAUUGGACAGCCCAUCCGGCAUCGCCCCAGCCUCUGACUCCGCGUUGUCGAACGGCAUCAGCGCUGGGUCCGGCACCAAGGCAGGACAGCCGGAUACCGGAUUGGACAGCCCAUCCGGCAUCGCCCCCGCCUCUGGCGCCGCGUUGUCGAACGGCAUUAGCGCUGGGUCCGGCACCAAGGAAGGACAGCCGGAUACCGGAUUGGACAGCCCAUCCGGCAUCGCCCCCGCCUCUGGCGCCGCGUUGUCGAACGGCAUCAGCGCUGGGUCCGGCACCAAGGAAGGACAGCCGGAUACCGGAUUGGACAGCCCAUCCGGCAUCGCCCCAGCCUCUGACUCCGCGUUGUCGAACGGCAUCAGCGCUGGGUCCGGCACCAAGGAAGGACAGCCGGAUACCGGAUUGGACAGCCCAUCCGGCAUCGCCCCAGCCUCUGACUCCGCGUUGUCGAACGGCAUCAGCGCUGGGUCCGGCACCAAGGAAGGACAGCCGGAUACCGGAUUGGACAGCCCAUCCGGCAUCGCCCCAGCAUUUGGCUCCUAUAUUGGCUGAUAAUGUAAUAUUGUGUGUUUAAUGUUUCUUUUUUUUGUUUUUCUCUUCUUUUAUUGUUCAUUUUCAUUUGUGUUUUCGUGUCAAAUAAAGGUUUUUCUAUUUCUA
This is a messenger RNA of Ostrinia nubilalis (European corn borer), 811 nucleotides long. RefSeq names its product perilipin-4-like. The transcript is spliced from 2 exons. Lineage: Eukaryota; Metazoa; Arthropoda; Insecta; Lepidoptera; Crambidae. Bases 41 to 706 code for a protein of 221 amino acids. The record is from RefSeq and is a predicted model, not a curated record.